Molecule: messenger RNA, 2145 nt
Organism: Hypanus sabinus (Atlantic stingray)
Lineage: Eukaryota; Metazoa; Chordata; Chondrichthyes; Myliobatiformes; Dasyatidae
Product: general transcription factor II-I repeat domain-containing protein 2B-like
Exons: 2
Coding region: 331-1458 (375 amino acids)
Source: RefSeq, a predicted model, not a curated record
UGAGGGAGGCUUAAAAGCAAGGCUGUUUAGUUCGAAUAAAGUUAUUCGACUGCAGUUUACUGACUGCGUGAGCACACCGCUACAACGUGUUUUUAUCGCUAUUAAUAUACGUCACCACUGCCAAUACCUGACACCCGUCAGUGCGCGAUUUCUUUAAUUUUUCGAUCCAAGGUAGGCCAACUAUGGAGAAUUCUAAAAAAAGAAAAGUGACUGAAGAAAACAGAACGUUUAAUGAUACGUGGACAGAUUCAUUUGCUUUCACUGUUGACGAGACUGGUUUACCGGUAUGCUUAAUAUGCAAUGAGAAACUAGCAAACAACAAAAAGUCAAAUGUCGCAAGGCAUUUCCAGAAUAAACACGCAGCCUUUGCUCAAAAAUAUCCGGAUGGAGAUGAGAGAAAAAAAAGCCGUUUCGGAACUGAUGCGGAAGGUUGAUCUGAGCAAAAAUCAUUUCCAGAAAUGGAUGAAGUCUGGAAAAUCAACGACAUACGCCAGUUAUAUUGCCGCUCAGGAAAUAGUCAGGCACGGGAAGCAGUUUACAGAUGGUGAAUAUAUAAAAGAAUCUUUCAUUAAGAUUUCAGAACAUCUAUUCACGGACUUUAAAAACAAGAGUGAAAAUGUGCAGAAAAUCAGGGAUAUGCCCCUCUCUGCAAAGACUGUCAAAGACAGAACCAUAAAAAUGGCAGAAGACAUCACAAGACAGCAAAUUAAAGACAUCAAUUCAGCUGUGGCCUACUCGAUUGCCUGUGACGAGUCUAAAGACAAAGGUGAUAUUGAACAAAUAGCGUUGUUCUGCCGGUAUGUAAACUCUGCCGGGCCACAGGAAGAACUGAUUGAGUUGAUACCUCUAAAAGACCAAACACGGGGGGAGGACAUCUGUGAGGCUGUCUUGAAUUGUUUAAGAGCCAAAGGAAUAAAGACCACCCAUCUGGUGUCAGUAGCUACUGAUGGGGCACCGAAUAUGACGGGAACGCACAAGGGAUUUGUGGCUUUACUGCAGAAGUCGCUGGACAGAAAGCUGCUGACUUUUCACUGCAUCUUGCACCAAGAGGCACUGUGUGCUCAAACAUUUCCUCCGGAAUGCACAGAAGCAAUGGAUGUUGUCAUUCAGAUUGUCAAUAAAAUAAUGGCAAAAAGUUUAAAUCACCGUCAAUUCCGUUUGUUACUGGACGAGCUGGAAAGCGCAUAUUCUGAUCUCCUGCUGCACAACAAAGUCCGGUGGCUGUCCAAAGGGGAGGUGCUGAAACGCUUUGUUGCGUGUCUGGAAGAAGUGAAAACUUUCCUGGGCAGCAAAGGGCUCAACUUUCCUGAGCUGGAACAGCCAGAGUGGCUGGAAAAGCUACACUUCAUGGUAGACAUGACAGCGCACCUGAACACGCUGAACACAGCUCUUCAACGGGGUAAGGACGUACAGCCCUGCACAUGUUGGAGGAUGUUUUGGCAUUCGAGCGCAAGUUGACGUUGCUUGCCAGAGAUUUACAGAAAGGCACAUUGUCUCACUUCCCCAAUUUGAGAGAGUUCAAACAAGGUCACGACAUGAUAAAUUCGGAGUAUUUACAUUCUGCAAUCAUCGCAAUGCAAACAUCGUUUGGGAAACGCUUCUGUGAGUUCAGAGAGGAAAAAAAAAACACAUUAUCCUUCCCGGUCACUCCCCUAAGCAUCGAUCCAUCCCUACUAAAUACGACUGCAUUGUCAGGUGUGAGUCAACCUGAACAAGUUGACAGCUGGCUGACGUUAUUUUUGGUUUGCUGCUGGCGGCAAAUUUAAGUUUGGCGUUUUUCAUAAAUACAAGAAGGACUCAAAUAGACGUUGAGUAUUUUACUUAAAAGUAACCUUCAACCCAACGUCUUUUUUUCGGAGUUCAAAAUGUUUUUGUUGCAUGCAGAAAUGUAAUUUCAUUUUCUCUGCAGGAGUUCAUCAAUUUCAUAAAUGCAACACAUUAUAGUUUGUUUAUACAUAGCAUAAAGGCAAAACAAAACGUUGUAUGCAGUGUUAUUUCAUUUUAAAUGUCAAGCGGGUUUUGCGGCUCCCAGUGUUUUCUUUUCUGUGGGAAACGGGUCCAAGUGGCUCUUUCAGUGGUAAAGGUUGCUGACCCCUGAUCGUAGACGUUCAAUCUGAAUAGAGACCAGUGCAAAUCUUACAAAUA